Messenger RNA from Macrosteles quadrilineatus (aster leafhopper), 2005 nucleotides. Its product is annotated as alpha-L-iduronidase. Gene Ontology annotation, biological process: carbohydrate metabolic process. Lineage: Eukaryota; Metazoa; Arthropoda; Insecta; Hemiptera; Cicadellidae. The record is from RefSeq and is a predicted model, not a curated record. The coding region runs from base 34 to 1929 and encodes 631 amino acids. The transcript has 15 exons. Gene Ontology annotation, molecular function: L-iduronidase activity.
GUCCAGGGUUCGAGUCCCAUUGUGCUGGGUGCUAUGUCAUUCACAAUGGGACUUUUAAUAAUUGUUUUUCUGUGUCUUACAAUUUGCCAUCUGAAGGCACAAGAGCUCCCACGCAACUACAAGGUUAUUGUUGAUGUGACUUCAACAGUGGGAAACUUAAGAAGAAUAUGGGAUAACACAGGGCUAAGCCCUCCAGGUCCAGGAGAACAGUCAGUCAGAUACUUAACAUCCAGAGAUAUGCUUGUCAAUCUGGCUCUUGUGGGAUCCCUUCCAUUCAAAGGAAUAUCCCAUGUCAGAAUACAUUGGCUACUAGAUUUGAUCACAGUGGAAGACAAAAGUGUCCCAUUGUAUGACUACAGUUUGUUGGACGACCUGCUGUUGUGGAUGAGACUUCAUAGAAUGAGACCAGGGUUUGAACUGAUGGGCAACCCAGGCAAUCUCUUCAGUGAUCUUGACUCUAACCCAAAUACUAUUAUAUUGUGGCAGAAUUUUAUCAUAGAACUUGCCCAACAUUUAGUAAGUAUGUACGGAAAAGAGGAGGUUAAGAGAUGGAGAUUUGAACUGUGGAAUGAACCUGACUCAAAACAAUACAACAUCCUCAAUUUGACUGUUUCAGGUUACAAUAAGUAUGCUGUUGCCUCCAUGAAGGGACUAGCUGUGCAUGGACUGAGCCUGAGUGGCCCUGCAGGCACCUUCAGAGACUUGAAUCAUCACAACAUCAGCUGGGGCUUCCUUCAGAUGUGCAGCUCUAUGAUAUCUCUAACUGGGAGCUGUGGUGUAGAAGCCAUUACAUUUCACAAGAAAGGCGAGGGAAUGGCAGAGACAGUAGUAAGCUCCACCUCAGAGUUCUAUUCAACAGCUACCACUCUCUAUCCCUCGCUGAAAAAUCUUUCCUUUGCAAACAAUGAAGCUGAUAUUCUCUCAGGAUGGUGGCGGGAGGAGACAUGGAGGGGAGAUGUUGCAUAUGCUUCUUACGUUUCUGAGGUCUUAAUGUUGUUUCUUGAGAAAAUUAAAAUGGAAGGACUGCCACUGUCUUACAUUAGUAAUGACAAUGGUUUCAUGAAUGAGCCACCGUCGUACUUCAACCAAAGAACUCUACUCACCAGAUUUCAGUACAAUGGUCCCAAAGGGUCUCUCAGCCAAUUUGUUCGUAAACCAGUCAUGAUUACAAUGGCCCUACUGAGCUAUCUUGGGCCAAAAGAGUUGCCAGUUUUCUUGAGACACCUGGGUAAUCAUCCUUGUAACUCUAGGUUGUCAGUCCUGGCUGGCAGUGAUGGAGUGGAUAUAGGACCUGGUUGGAGUGCGGCCAUCAUGAUGUCCCUCGGACCUUCUAAUCAAACAUUCUGUCCUGAAAACAAACUCGAUAUUAAAAUAGGCAGACUGCCUCUAAGCAAAGAUUUUAAGUUUGUGGUGUACCAGCUGGACAACGAGCAAACAAAUCCUAGAACUGUUUGGGAACAGAAUGGUACACCUGAUCAUCCUAGCAGUGAUUUACUUCACAGAAUGAGAAAACAGGAGGGACCUGCUGUAGUUCAGUCCGGAAUUGUCACAAGUGAUUGGUUAGUUCUGAGUUUGCCAGCCAGGAACCCCAGUAUAACUAUGGUACAUCUUUGCACCAACACACAGAAACAACCUGCCAAGGUUCUUAGCUUUCAUGCACUCAAUGUCACAUUCAAUCAAGUUUUACUUCUUUGGCACGAUUCUGAUACCAGAUGUCUGAAAACUUAUGAAGUAUACUUCUGCAGUGGGGAAUGUCAAAAUGGGAAUUUCAGUAAAAUUACAGACAGAAAUAUUAUAAUGCUCUCUUAUCAGUUUAAAUCUCCUUCAGAUUCUCUUUCCACAGAAGGUACCAGGGGAAAAUAUAUAGUCAGAGCGAGAGAUUAUUGGGAUCAAGUCAGUGAUUUUUCAGAUGUGCUUCAAUAUAAUUAAAAAUUAUAUUUUUUAUGCCAAAUAUUUUACAGGACGUGUUAUUUUAGUUUUUUAAUAAAGGGCUUGACUUCCUCAA